Molecule: messenger RNA, 1170 nt
Organism: Trichoplax adhaerens
Lineage: Eukaryota; Metazoa; Placozoa; Uniplacotomia; Trichoplacea; Trichoplacidae
Exons: 5
Coding region: 1-1170 (389 amino acids)
Source: RefSeq, a predicted model, not a curated record
AUGGAAAACGCAGGACAAACCAUUUCUGGAUCGUCAUUAGUGAUUUGUCCUCCUGGGUACUACCUCCAGUCCGAUCAAACUUGCCUGCCUUGUCAAGUUGGUACUUAUCAACCUUAUGCAAAUCAAUCCGACUGUUGGCUAUGUCCGUAUGGCUUAACUACAUCGUCAUCAGCAUCGGUAGCUGUUGACCAGUGUCAAGUAGCGAACAGUUUAAUUAUCGUCUCCUACGUUUUAUUUGCAACCUGUAUCUUGAUGGCUUUAAUAUUAGGACUAAUACUUUUAAUCGAGUGCUUAAUACACAGACGUCAUAUCCGAAAUCUGUCCGAAAAACGUCAAGGCGAAUGGAAUGUUAAGUCAUGUAAUGAUAAAUCAAUCUAUCCAACUCAAUUUAAUCUUUAUCGAAAGCAGUAUAGUGAAGACGACGAUGAUUUGGAGUGGGAUAUUUUUCAAGUGCCGGCAUGGGAAUAUAGCGAUAUUGAGCAGGUAUUAAGCCGUAAAAUUAAGGAGAAAAAUGAAGCAAAAAAAACAUCGCAACAAUUACCUGAUACUAGAGACUUACAUCAAACUAACAAAAUGAAAUUAUCGCGUUGCCAGGAUGACAGUAUUCGUGAAUUUAAUACUAGUAAAAUAACUCAGCAAGAAAGACAGCAUUCACCCGAUAAAAGAAGAACGAGUAAAGUUCCCUUACCUGAUACUGCGUUCGAUUUGCCAUUCGAUAAAGAACUUACCGUUAAUCAAGAAAAUCAGCAAUGUGAUUCCAGUUCUUCUACGUUACAUCAGCAAAAUAACCAAGCAGGUCCUAAACAAUCAAAAGAAUUGAUUGACCGAACUCAAACAGAGGGUAAUAUAUUACAGUCUUCUUGGAAUACGAUUCCGCCUAAGUUCCCAAUUGAGCAACCGUUUGAUAGUACUAGACGUAAUAGUGACCAUGUAAAACAAAUAACUCCUCAGCACUCCCGAAUUUUCCUUCCGACACCAAUUACUAGAGGUGAUUCCUGGUUCGCUUACGAAUCAAAAAGAGCAUUAGAAGGAUUUUACAGGAAAAAUGAUAGGCCAUUAAAGCACCCUGAAAUACAAGAAGACAUAGAAGAAAAACAAGAAAAUGAAGAACAGUUUUAUCUCGAUGACUAUCUACAACAGCAUGAUGACCAUGAGGAGAGUAAAGACUAA